AUGGCGAUGGAAGUAGCAACACCGGCUCCGGCACCGAUCACAUCACCGGAGAGAAACAUCGUCCUCGCGCCGCCGUCAGUGAAAGCCACCGUUGAGACUCAUCACAAGAAGAAUCGGAUCCAAGUCUCCAACACGAAGAAACCGUUGUUCUUCUACGUUAAUCUCGCCAAGAGAUACAUGCAGCAACACAAUGAGGUGGAACUCUCUGCACUUGGGAUGGCAAUCACAACUGUGGUAACAAUCUCUGAGAUCUUGAAGAACAAUGGAUUAGCUACACAGAAGAAAGUGUUGACAUCGACUGUGGUAAUGAAAGACGAGACUAAAGGAAAGAUGGUUCAGAAGGCAAAGGCAAGUAUUGAGAUUGUGUUGGGAAAAUCAGACAAGUUUGACUCAUUGGUGCCACAUGUGACCAGCGGAAAAACGCCGGAGGAGGUAGCUAAAGCAGUGCCGGAGGCUGCUAUUGAAGCACAUGAAGAAGCAGCAGCCACCAAGGCCUAG
Messenger RNA from Eruca vesicaria subsp. sativa (arugula), 498 nucleotides. The record is from the annotation of a GenBank genome assembly. Lineage: Eukaryota; Viridiplantae; Streptophyta; Magnoliopsida; Brassicales; Brassicaceae.